Meloidogyne enterolobii is the source of this 468-nucleotide messenger RNA. NCBI's taxonomy places the organism in Eukaryota, Metazoa, Nematoda, Chromadorea, Rhabditida, Meloidogynidae. The record is from the annotation of a GenBank genome assembly.
AUGUACACUCUUGCUGAUCAAUGUUUGGACCGUGUAAAUUUGGCUGAAUAUUUAUCUUUUGUGGAAAAUGGACUUAAAGAUUCUCAUGAUAUUCGACUUCUUGCCUAUUUAAUGCUCACUCGGCUGGUUAAUAAAUGCCCAAUACAAAUAUCUCAACGUUUGGAUGGAUUUUGUGAACAUAUUAAACCUCAACUUUUGUCACGUCCAAAACAAAAUGCUGUUAAACAAGAAAGUGAUAAACACGAGGAAUUGAAACGUUCUGCAGUCCGAACAGUUUUGGCAUUGAAGCGUGUGCCAAAUAGUGAUCGUUCUCAGAAAUUAACAGAUUUAUGGGAUAUAAUUAAUACAAAUAAUGAAUUGACUGCUAUGAAGGAAAUGCAGGCUCGUGAACAGACUGCUUGGACUGCGGUGAAUGGCUUUGGACAUUUGUCGCCUCAUAAUGUUAACGAAGCAAUGGAAAUUGAAUAA